Molecule: messenger RNA, 3535 nt
Organism: Aegilops tauschii subsp. strangulata
Lineage: Eukaryota; Viridiplantae; Streptophyta; Magnoliopsida; Poales; Poaceae
Source: RefSeq, a predicted model, not a curated record
UUUCCACGGCCAGGCCCGCGGGAUGCACGUGGUCGGCGGCGGGAUGCACGUGGUCGGCGGCGGGUGCACGCGAGGAGCCAUGCUAGAGACUUCGUGUUGUUUCCAGAACCGUCGACAAUAAUUACCCUCACUGCCUCACCUUCCCUCAUCGCUCUCUCUCCCCUCUCUCCAUUCUUCCACUAUCACACCGGGGGCGGCAUUCAGCGGAUCGGAGAACAGCAAGGCAACCAUCGGCCUCCAUCACCGGCAUCAGGAACAUCACCCAUAGCACUUCGGCAAUGGCGAUCGAGACGAAGAACAAGGGCAAGGAGGCGGUGUCGGCAAUGGAGAAGGGCAAGGAGGUGGUGCCGCUGUUGGACGAGGUGCCGCUCACGGACGAGGACGUGGUGGUGGAGGAGCCCCACAGCGGCAAGUGCCGGAACUAUGGGCACUACCAUGAGGGUGGGCCAACUCACUUCUGCAAGGUGAUCCUAUGCCCCUAGACUUCACGAAACACUUCCCCGCCGUGCGGACGGGGUUCAAGCUGAAGACAAACACCGGCUGCGGAUGGAGGGUUACUUUCCGACUGAUGAAUGGCCGAGUCACCCUCGAUCGGGGUUGGGCCCCCUUCGCCGUCGUCCACCAGAUCAAGAUCCGGUACUUGGUGACCUUCAAGUUGCUGACUCCCGACACCUUGAUGGUGACCGUCUUCAAAGACAACGGCAUUGAAGUGGUGACCAAGUGCGGGAGGCACGACGACGCCUUCGCCGUGAACGUCUAUGAGAGCUCUCUGUUGCACAUGCUAGUUUGGUUAGGACUAUGUCGUACUGGUUUGGUUAAAAACUGCUUAGUUUAAGUGUCGUACUAUGUUGAGAACUACUUGAUUUAGUUUAAACCUAUGUUUAUAUGAUAUCUAUUUGUGUGUCUUUGGUUUGUUCUGCCUGCCUAGUGUGCUGGUAACCAUUGCCACCUCCAUGAGGAGGUUACCCAUGGGGCUUGUUUCGUUUAGUGAUUAGUCCCACAUCGCCUGGCUACGCAAAAUGGGGUCGGGCGCUUGGCUAUUUAAUAGGACGUGGUGCCACGCGUGGAAGGGCAUCCAAAUCCUUGGUGAGCCUAACGCAGGCUACCCUUUCGGCUGAGUCGCGGGAGGUGCCCAACAAGAAUGCGCGGGACUGUCGAGUUGGAGCCACGAGGGAGGAGAAAGGGGAUCGAUUGCCCAAGCAUUGCGGCUCACGCGUGACCCCUGUGGCGGGGCGGGGUUCUUCUUUCCGGCCAUUGUCGAUGCAGAGCAAUGGGAAUACGCCGCCACUGUUCUCCCUCGGGAGUGGCCGUGGGAUGCCACCACCUGCUGUUUAUUCCCGGAAACAGGGGGCUAGCGCCGAUGGCGGGCCUUCUGCCGUACAGAGUGACGGCGGCGGCAACCACCUUCCCAGCAGCACUGACGUUGGCCACGGCCAACCAGUGAGCGAGAGGCCGCUUCAGAUCGUUCCUGCUAACACCAGAGCUGGGACGGGCAAGAACAUGCCACCGGCCGGUGGCAACGGCGGCUCUGCCGUGCCGGCAAACGGCCGCGUACGGAAGACACGCGCACCCAAGGGGAGCAGCACUCUAGGGGAAUCCAGGAAGGUGCCCGGCAAGAAAUCUGACGCCGGUGAACCGGCGGGCAUGCACCAUGGCACCCAAGACAACAACCAGCUGAAGACUGUCUCGGCUCCAAGCAACAGCAGGAAUAGGAAGAGCACGGCCUCUGCCUCGGCCGUGCCAUCGAGCCGGAGGCCUCGCAGGAAUAACAGUAGCAUGUCCGGCACGGCGGCGGCCAGAGCCAAGAAGCACACCAUCCUGACAUGGCUGAUCGACUCCGGUGUGCUCAAAGAGAACGAGAAGGUCUCGUACGUGGACAGCACCAGCUUCGCCACGAAGGCCUCUGGCGCGGUGACUAGGGCCGGCAUCCAGUGCACCUGCUGCAACACCGCGAUGGCGCCCCCGACCUUCUCGUCCCACGCCGGCUCUGAGGACUCGACACCGUGGGAGAGGCUCCUGCUAAAGUCCGGCAAGUCGUUGCUGGAGUGCGUGCGGGAGGCGUGGCAGGGGGAGGACCUGAGGACCUUACACGCCAAGCAGAAGGCACGGGCUGCGCUGGAGAAAGAACGGGAGAGGAGCACACAGGAGAAGAAGCGUGCUCUGCUGCUCGCCAAGCAGAGCAGGAAGGAACCAGCCCUCGCCCUCGACGGGACCAACUAUGGGGGGGACGACGACCGGAGCGACGACGCGUGCGGUGUGUGCGCAGACGGCGGACAGCUGCUGUGCUGCGACAGCUGCCCGUCCACCUUCCACCCGGAGUGCCUCGCCGUGAAGGUCCCUGAGGACUGCUGGGUCUGCCACUACUGCCGCUGCUUCCUGUGCUCCGCCGAUGAUGACGGCCAUGGCGGCCUCUCCGACUGCAACCAGUGCACCCGCAAGUAUCACCAGCACUGCCGCGCGCCCCUGUUGGCCGGGCACGAGAUCGGUCCCUACUGCAGCGAAGCCUGCAACAAGAUAGCAGUGAAUCUGUCAAACAUGGUGGGAGCCACGACCAGCAUCGGCGAGGAAGGCCACUCAUGGUCCCUGUUAAAGAUCCAGCGGGGCUCCAUGACGUCAGACUCCGCCGCCCUGCUGGAGUGCAAUGCGAAGCUGGCAGUGGCGUUUGGCGUGCUGGAUUUGUGCUUCAACCCUGUGAAGGACCGGCUGACCGGCAUUGACAUGAUUCGCCAGGCCGUCUACAGCGUCGAAUCGGACUUCAAGCGGCUGAGCUAUGAAGGUUUCUACACCAUAGUUCUGCAGAAGGACACGGAGAUCAUAUCAGUGGCCUUGCUCAGGUUCCAUGGCGCCAAGCUGGUGGAGAUGCCGUUCGCGUGCACACUGCCGCAGUACCAUAGACAAGGGAUGAUGCGCCGCCUCGUCAAUGCCAUCGACAAGGUGCUAGAAUCGGUGCAGGUGGAGAAUUUGGUGAUCUCGGCGGUGGCCGAGGUAGUGGACACAUGGAAGAAGCUUGGCUUCAUGACCGUGGAUCCACAGCUGAGAGAUGAGGCCAAGAGGCUCAGCAUGGUCACCAUUGCCGGCACCAUCCUACUCCAGAAGCCCACCGCAUUGCCGAUGACCGAGGACGAGCUGGCGUUCCUGGAGAUGGGCUGGCCGCUCUGCAGCUUCGUCGACCUCUUGAACGGGAUCGCAUUCCCAUGGCCGCCAUAUGCUGACCCCGUGGCCGCUGCCGUGAGGGGGGCGGGCGGCAAGGCGUAGCUACGCCGCGGCCUCAUGCAGCGGCAACCUCCACCUCGGCGUGAACAAGUGAUCAUGACGCCAUUUUUCUGAAGAAUUUGUUGUGUUUCUUUAUUUGACAAUUGAAGUUAGUUUACAUACCGUUUGCUUUAAAAAGUCAGAAGAAUGGACCGAUAACUCUGAAGUUUUGACAUUUGGAGUUUUUUUACAUAUCUUAGACAUGGUUGGGGAACUUCAGUGUAUGCUUAUGUUAUCAUGGGAUCUACAAGUUUUUGGAUGACAAGGAAUCGUAUUUUUCUGU